This is a messenger RNA of Danaus plexippus (monarch butterfly), 1620 nucleotides long. Its product is annotated as organic cation transporter protein-like. Gene Ontology annotation, molecular function: transmembrane transporter activity. NCBI's taxonomy places the organism in Eukaryota, Metazoa, Arthropoda, Insecta, Lepidoptera, Nymphalidae. The record is from RefSeq and is a predicted model, not a curated record. The transcript is spliced from 7 exons. Gene Ontology annotation, biological process: transmembrane transport. The coding region runs from base 10 to 1596 and encodes 528 amino acids.
AGUAUUAAUAUGACCGUAAAAGGAGUCGUUGAAGUUAAUAGUGAUGUUUUUAUGGAGUUGAAUAAGUUUGGGAAAUUUCAAUGUAUUCAAUAUAUUUUGAUAUGUCUGUCUAUUAUGAUGGUGUCUAUGACUAAUGUUAAUUACAUUUUUGUGGCUCAGGAAGUAGAUCACAGAUGUUUAGUUCCAAAAUGCGAAGAUCUGAAUCCAGUUGUGGAAAUACCUCACUGGUGGCCAAGUGAUGUAGACGAAAGAUGUUCUCAACCGGUUCUAGAUCAAGAGAAGUAUCAUCAAAAUGACAACUGUUCAAAGGAAACCUUCACCAAAGAAUUAAAUGAAUGUCAUGAGUGGGUUUAUGAAAAUAACGAUUCUGUCGUUUCCGUUCUAAAUUUGGGAUGUCAGCCAUGGAAAAUAAGUCUUAUUGGAACUAUACAUAAUGCCGGAAUGUUGUUAUCUAUGAUAAUAUCAGGGCUUUUAACAGACAAAUUGGGACGAAAACCCACACUUAUCAUGACCGUUUCUUGCGGCGUUGUAGGCUUAGUAAAAAUGUUCGCAACAAAUUUUUACUUAUACCUGGGAAUAGAAUUUUUAGAAUCAGUUUUAGCUUCUGGAUUGUAUACUGUUACUGCUGUUUUAUUAAUCGAACUGGGAGGUGGUGGGAGACGUGUAUUGGCAGGAGUGUUAGUAGGCACUUCAAUAUAUGUAGGAGAAAUAAUCUUCGGAUUGUUAGCAAUGGUCCUAAGAUAUUGGAAAUAUUUGAUUAUAGCUGUUUACUCGCCAUUGGUUAUGUUUAUAUUUUAUAUUUUUAUUUUAAAAGAAAGCACGAGAUGGCAAUUGAUAAGGGGUAAGAUCGUAGAGGCGAAAGAGACGUUUAAAUUAAUAGCAAAAAUGAAUAAAUUGUCGCUAACGGAAAAACAAAUAAGCGAUAUUUCUGGAGACGUAUUAUGCUUGAAACUAAAUGUGGUCGAACCAAAAGAGAAAGAGAGUUUCAAAGAUAUAUUAAAAUCCAAGGCUAUACUGAUACGUCUGGCUGUUAUGUCGUUCACUUUUUUUUCUAGUAACUUUAUGUAUAUCGGUUUAACGGUCAACUCAGUAUUUCUUCCUGGAAAUAAAUACAUAAAUUUCCUUAUCUCAGCGGUGGCAUCGAUACUUGGAGAUUUAAUAGCACUGUAUUGUUUUGCAAAGUACGAAAGGAGGAUAUGUUUGCAAUUUUCAUAUGUAUUUAGCGCAGUUUUUAUUAUAGCACACAGUUAUACUCCUAAUGAUAUAAUUUGGUUAAAGUUGUUACUAUUUUUAUGUGGAAAAAUGGCUGUAGUGAUUUGCAUGAUUGGUAUAUUCAUUUACACAAUCGAAUCAUUCCCGACCAAUACUAGAGGCAUCCUGAUAGGCCUUUGCAACACUGCGGGCAGAAGCGGAACUGUAUUGGCACCCUUAACCCCCUUACUGACUUCAUAUUUAGAGGCAUUUCCAUCUAUAUUGUUCACUGUAUCAGCCAUCAUAUCCGCUCUUCUACUUUCAUUUACACCGGAAACGAAGAACCUACCCAUGUUUGAUACUAUAAAACAAAUUGAAACGUAUGAUACAACUGUUGAGACAUAGACAAUAAAUGUUUUUUCUUAUCGA